AUAACCCUCUACCAUUGUAAAAAAAAAAAAUUAAAAUAAAUAAUAACCCACUACCGAUUUCAUUCAAUGUCGGUUCCCUUUCGUAUCCGCCGCAAGUUGUCGACAUCGGAACUCUGCUUUACAUCAUAUCUCCCCCGGCGGUGUAUGUAAGAUUCAAAUUUGUAUUUGGUUCUCUUAUUCUCUUGACGGUCUUCUCAAUGUAUUAUCAAAUUUCGAUUUUCAUUUUCAGUUCCAAAUCGAGAUUGCUCCAAAAUUUGCUUGGCGUUUAGAUUACUCUUUUUUUUUUAGAAUUUCAUAGCUGCUGGUUACAAAAACAAAGUUUUUUGUUUUAAUCUGGCGCUUGCAAUUUUUUGAUUUUCAAUCUAUGAUUAUUAUGCUCUAUGAUUAUUUUCAAUCUAUGAUUAUUAUGCUCUAACCUUUCCCCAAUUGUUUUAUUAUAUUUGUCUUGCUCGCUCUAUCUUAAAAUUAAGCAGGUUUCCAAAGUUUUGGAUGGAGUUUCUCUCGAUUAUUCUCUUAGACCAACUUCAAUGCAAGACCCCAAAUUUGGAGACCUUCAUCCCCAAAUUUUGGGAUUGCCCCCAUUUUUUACAAUUUGGCUCCAAUGCUACAAACCUCAAAUUUGGGGAUCUCCAUUUUAUCCAUUUUUACAUUUACUUAAAAAUGUACUUAUCGAAGCCUUAAUAUAAUUCGUUAAUGUUAAUUUUUGGAUAGUUCGUCAUCAUUUUUAAAUACAAAUUUUUCGAUAGAAUUUUGUUAAAUUCCGAGACCUAAUUUUUUUGGCGAAAAAUUAUGGACAUAAUUUGGGUUUACACACAACACUUGAAAACGAUUGAUCUAAUUAAAUCCCUAACUAAUCCCCUAAUUAAACUCCAAUUAACCCCUAAAAUCUUAAAAAGUAAAAGAAAUGUCACGCGGCGGGCUUUGGGGAUUCUCUAUAUUUGGGGAACCCCCAUUUUCACUCUCAAAUUUGGGGAUCUUUUUGCAGAUCUCCCCCAAAUAUAGAGACUCCUCCAUUGAAGCUAACUUUUUUUCCAAAUAUAGAGACUCCUCCAUUUAUAGAGGCUCCAUUGGAGUUAGCCUUAAAUGUUUAAUUGGAGACUAUGUUUGUGAGUUUCUUUGGUUUGUUGGAUUGGGAAAUCGGUAGAUGGAAAAAACAAGAAUUUUGAUUACGUGGUAAUUAAAGUCUUUUGUGUGAUCGUAAAGAACUGAGACGAUUGGAUCUAAUCUAAUGAGAAGGGUGUAGCAGUUACAGUAAUGCAUCUAUCUAAUUGUCUGCUAGGGGAUGAAUAAUUGAUGUCCCCAAUGUUCUGCAUUUGUUGGCAUCUUUCCCUAUCAACAGAAUAAUUCCAUGAUAGUUCUAUUUAUCACCAUCAAUCCAUGAAACUGUACCGUACCGGCGGUUCAACCACAAAAUACCAGUAUCGGAGACUAAACUGGUAUGCGGUAUUUAACGGUACUAACGAUUGAACUACGGUAAAACCACGGUUUUGUCAUAAAAUACCUUACCGUUGACUUUUCCGGUACGAUCUCCGGUACGGUUUCAUGGACCAUUGAUCAAAGUAAAGCACCAAACCCUUCUGAUUUUGUGGCUUCUUAAACUUGGUUAAGUGUCUUUUAGAAGUGAUGGAUUUUGGUAUGACUAAGUCACUAAGAGUGUGAUUUGAUUGGUUUCCCCAUUAUAAUCAAGCAAUAAAUGGAAGACAAUAGUUCCAAGAAUAAUUGGAACAAGAGAUUUCCAUCUCAAUGCAUUCAGGCCUCAUUUCUAUCUGGUUGUAAACAUAUAAUCUCUCGGUCACUCUUAUCAUUGUUGCAUAUGUGAACAAAUUUGGAUAAUUAAGGAGCCAUCUGAAUAGGACUCAACCGGUGCUCAACUUCUCUAUCAACAACAGCGAAGAUCAUCUCAACUACGUCGUCAAGAUUCCCACCACCGCCUUUCUCUGGCCUAUUUUCCCCUUGCUCUAGAUUGUUAGUUGCUUCCUAGCUCUUUCUGCUCCCAUACAGUCAUAAUAUAUGAUUUUACUUGCAGAUGCUAAAGCAACUCAGCGACCAAACCCACUUUAUUGCCCAGGUGCUUUAAUUAACAGUAUGAUUAGCAUUUCUUCGCGUUUGCUAAGUGUAAGUGAUCGAGGGCUUUCAAGGUAGGUGAAGGAGUGCGAGCUCCUGAGGAGUAACUUCAGUGAUACUGGCUUCUUUAGUUUUGGUAUCCAGGAAGAUACAAUAUCUUGGCAUCAAGUGACUCUGUCUUCUAAUUGUAAUAUGCCUCAUUUUCUAUCAUUGCGUUCUAAGUAUAGGUAUUUUCUCAACCCCAUGCCUUAAUUAGAUUAUCUUAGUUAGUUAAGUUUCUGAUAUAACCAAUAAGGUAUGGUCUGAGUUCAUUCUGGAAGAAGAGGAUCACGUCGAUGGACCACAAAUUAUAGUCAAACUGCAAUGGUGAGCUGUACUAUUCCUCUCUCCAAGCAAUGGCUUUUGCUCAUCUAGGACACCUAAACCCCACUGUUGUGUUGGAACUUUGAAUUGUAUUUUUAUUGUCGUGCUUCCUAGGCUUUACGCCAUUCUUUGUCAUGCUUUAGAGACUUCCUCAGUUAACGCACACAUGAUUUUCAUCCCUGAUCCUUCAUUUGAAACAGAAUGUAUAGAUAACAGCCAAAUUGAAGAAGGGGAGACGUCAAUUCUCAACAAUGUCGUAAGCACAAGAUUCAGUUUCUGAUGUAAGAUCGGCAUUAGCCAGCUUCCCGGUUUAUGAUUAUGACAAGAUUCCUAGAACUUUACCCUCAAUAAAACUUGAUUGCUUGCUAAUUUGGCAUUGAACUCUGUAGUAUUAUUAUUGUGAGCGAUUGAUGUUUCAAUUCGGCCAAUGGGCCGUGUUCAAAGCUAGUAUAUAUAUAUAUAUAUAUAUAUAUAUAGAAAAGUGAAAGGGAUUGUAAACACACCAUUAAUCUAAUUUUUCUAUAAUCCGAACUAGUCUAAAACGAUAGAAUUUAAUGGAAAAAAUUUAUUCAUCGUUGACAACCAAUAAGACAGAACACACCACGUAGGCUAGAAUUUAGAAACCCAAAAUUAAAACUCUGUUCCGUUGACAUUUCAAAGUACGCACCGACGGAAUCAGUUUGUUUGGUAGAUAAAGUAGUCAGUCAACGUCUCUCUUUAUCUCUGCAACCUCUUCUCUUUCAACCAUUACAAACUUUCUGGCAUCCGUUCUCGUUCGAUCAAGAGACAGAGACAAUCUAUCAGAGAUCCACCCCCAAUUUGGAAGAGAAUCACUAAUGGAGUGGAAUCGAUCAGAUCCCUCCUCUGAGUCUGACUCUUCUUCCUCUGAUUCUACUACGCGGCCUCUUCCAGCCGGAAAGUAUGAGGUUUUCCUGAGCUUCCGAGGUCCCGAUGUGCGAACAACUUUUGCGGAUUCUCUCUACCACUUCCUGGUCCAUUCCAAGAUUCGCACCUUCUAUGAUGACGAAGAGCUCCGAAAGGGCGACAAGAUUGCUCCUUCGCUCGUCCGGGCUAUCCAUGAAUCUAAAAUCUACAUUCCAAUCCUUUCCCAAGGCUAUGCUUCCAGUAAAUGGUGCCUCGAAGAGCUCUCUCUCAUGGUGAAAUCCUUAAAUCGAAACCAAGGCCACAUCUUACUGCCCGUUUUCUACUUCGUGGAGCCUAGGGAUGUUCGACGCCAAGAGGGUUCUUAAGUCGAGCGUUUCUACAGCACAGUCGGAAAUACGAUGCAGAGACCAUAAAGAAGUGGAAGGAAGCUCUCCAAUUCGUCGGCCAACUGAAAGGAUGGCAUGUCACCGAAUCGGACAGGUAAGUAACGUUUUGAUGUUUUCUUUCUUCCUCUGUUCCUCUUUUCAUUUUGUAGGUUCUUUUGUAGAUUAGGUGAUGUGAGGCUCUUGUUUUAUUUCCAGACAAGGAGCUGUAAUAGAUAAGAUUUUCUCUCAAGUAUGGUCACAUUUGAUGGGAAGUUACAAAAUAGAGACGGAUGAGUUGAUCGGUAUUGAAUCCCGUGUUAAAGAAGUGAGGGAUUUGCUGGACUUAGAUGGUGAAGGUCUGAAAAUUGUUGGGAUUCACGGUAUGGGUGGUAUUGGCAAGACCACCAUAAGUAAAGCGGUCUAUAAUGAGGUCUCUUCAUGCUUUGAGCGUUCUUGCUUUCUGGAAGAUAUACGCGAAACAUUGUUGAAGAACGAUGGCGUCGUUACUUUGCAAAACAAGAUAAUUUCUAGCAUUCUGAGGCAUGACAGUCGUGUUAAAGAUACUAGCGAAGGGAUCCACAUAAUUAGAGACAAGGUUUGCAAGUACAAGGUUUUCAUUGUUCUCGAUGACGUAGAUGAGAAGUUUGAGUUCGAAAAAAUCCUUGGAAAACUACAAGAUUUUUUCUUUGGAAGCCGAUUUAUUGUGACGACAAGAGACAAAAGGGUUUUGGAAUUCUUAGAAGGAUGCAUAUUGUUCGAAGCCAAGUUAAUGAGUCACAAUGAUUCUUUUAAGCUUUUUGGAAAACAUGCCUUUCGAAUGGAUGAUCCCCGAGAAGAAAAUGCAGAUCUUUGU
Messenger RNA from Linum trigynum, 4530 nucleotides. The record is from the annotation of a GenBank genome assembly. NCBI's taxonomy places the organism in Eukaryota, Viridiplantae, Streptophyta, Magnoliopsida, Malpighiales, Linaceae.